UGAGCUCUGUUUUAUUAUGCCACUGCUGCUACUGCCUGAUCAUUCAACCACACAGCCUAAACUAUCAAGGGACAGAAGUAGUGCAAAAAAGGACAUUUCUCUUGAGCUGAUUCUGUCUGGAAUGGGAGGAGUUGUGUGGCACUUGGGCCUCCAGCUGUGCAUUGCUGCUGUGCUGCUCUUUGGUGGAGGAAGAGGGACAGAGCUCCCUGGCAGCCUGAGCUGCCUGAAUAACUACGUGACUACAGUGAACUGCACGUGGGUAACAGAGAAGCCCAUGGGUGAUGGACCUUUCCAGCUGCAUUUCACCAACCUCUGGUCAAAGGGCGACAACGCCAGCUGCAAACUGAMUGCCCCAGAGAGCAUGCAGAACCAGUACCACUGCACAAUUAAUUUAACCAGCCCGAUCUUGGAAACAGAUGGUUAUAGAGUGUCUCUCCAAGGAAACUUCUUUGGACGUAAUCAUACAUAUGUGACCUUUCCAGAGUACAAUCCCCGUGAGCACAUAAAACUCGAUCGACCUUUAAACAUCCAGAGCAAUGUCACUGCCAGCAAGUGCCAGAUAUGGUGGAGURUGUCGAAUGUGCCUUGGUACCUGGAUGAAGUUCUCCAACAUGAGUUGCAGUAUAAGGAGAGCAGCCUGUCCUGGGAGGUUGCAUUAACCAAGACACUACCCAGUUCACUGCCACAGGUAGAAAUUGAAGCUGCAGAGCUUCGCAGGGGCAUUGCUUAUGCUGCAAGAGUUCGCUGGAAAGUUUCUGAAAAUGAGGAUUCAUACCACAGUCAGUGGAGUGAGUGGAGUGAGACAACAGAGUUUCAGAGAGAAGGUGUCCCAGAAGUCUCUGAAAAGAUCCUAAAUACCAAAACUGUGCAGUUCUUAUUCAUACCUCUGAGUUUUGGCAUGCUGCUCUAUUUAUUCUGGAACUGCAAGUUUUCUUCAAGGGCAAAAAGCCUCACCUGCUUUAGCAUUCCCACACCAGCUACCUUCUUUCAGCCACUCUAUAGUUUGCACAGUGGGAAUUUUAAGGACUGGGUCGGACCGAAUAAGGCUUGUAGCCAACCUGAAAGAGAAGUGGUCAGCAACUCAAGCAAAGUGAAUGMAGAUAGAAUUUCUGAUCUAAACACCCAAGAACUGAUUUCCCAGAUCUCCUUGAAACCUACGGAAAGCACAGAUCUGGUUACUGCAGAAGAAAAUCUUGUGUUUACCUCAGGUCCAAGCCAGCAGUACGUCCCCAGCAGGUACAUAAGAGCUGAAGAGAUAGAGGUGAGGCCAGGACUGUUGUUGGCACCAAACCAUGCUGGUGAUACUGUUGGCUGGAAAAUCUCUGAAAUAAUUAAAGACAAUCUUGAGAGUCCUAGUGUUGAAGGGAACUAUCCCUCUCAGUCGCAGCAUGGAAAGGGUGAUUUUCUUAUGCUUCAAGAAUCUUUGGAGAUAGCAGAUGUGUCCUUCAGUAGUAGUGACUAUUGUACUUUGUGUGACAGUGMUACCACGGGAGGUUUGAUUUCUGCUGAACUACUGAAGCUUUCUAAUGGCAAUAGUUGUGUUAAACAUCAGAAAGACCAGUGACCUUCCCUGAGGAACACUGCCUACAAAGUCCUUUGUGAUCUGCUGUCACCUCCCAACACUGUCCUCCCAAGUGCCUUAAAUGGUGACUGUGCAGGCAGUUUCAAACAUGCACCAUUUUAAAAUAAAUCCUCAACUUCUGUACUUCUGAAGAAGAUUGUGACCAAGUCCUCUGUCUAGCAAAUGCUACCCCUACAGCCAUGSCAAAGCCUGAUUCUGGCAAUAUCUGCUGUCUCGAAGACACAUGGCCAUGCUGUUCCCUAAAUUAACCUUCUGGUAAGGUCCUGUAACCCUCUUGUCUAAGGAGGAAGCAGCAGACCUGCUUUUUUCCUCAGGAAGAACUAUUGGAAUUGUGCACCUCUUGGAAGCAGCAAUAUUUGCAAUGUGAUAUACUCUGAUUUAAACUCCAUAAUUUUGUAAAAACUAUGCAUGAUUUUUCAUAAAAUUAUGAGAAAAUAUUUUUGCUUAAGAAGRUAAUUCUGCUUCUUUAUGAUAUUGAUGACUUCAAGUAGUUCCUGAUUUGAUCAGAAUUUGUAAUUGCUCUAUUUAAAGAUAAUUAGACAGUAGGCCUUGUUCUUUAUUGUCUUGAAAGGCUGUAACUUUUUACUUUGCAAUAACUAAGCCUCAUGUAUUGCUUUGAUUUAAACAAACAUUUAUUUCAAGGUUAAGUGGCUGGGCUGAUCUAAUGGGGAAAGGUGAAAAACAAGAACAACAGCACACAUGACCUUUACUCAAUCACAGCACAAGCCAGGCCCACUGCCUCUCCAGGGCUUCUAUUAUUUCUCCAGAACUGAUGAGUCCUUUGCCUAU
This is a messenger RNA of Malurus melanocephalus (red-backed fairy wren), 2371 nucleotides long. RefSeq names its product interleukin-9 receptor-like. NCBI's taxonomy places the organism in Eukaryota, Metazoa, Chordata, Aves, Passeriformes, Maluridae. The record is from RefSeq and is a predicted model, not a curated record. The transcript is spliced from 9 exons. The coding region runs from base 17 to 1564 and encodes 515 amino acids. Gene Ontology annotation, molecular function: cytokine receptor activity; protein binding. Gene Ontology annotation, cellular component: membrane; external side of plasma membrane. Gene Ontology annotation, biological process: immunoglobulin mediated immune response; cytokine-mediated signaling pathway.